Molecule: messenger RNA, 3513 nt
Organism: Darwinula stevensoni
Lineage: Eukaryota; Metazoa; Arthropoda; Ostracoda; Podocopida; Darwinulidae
Source: the annotation of a GenBank genome assembly
AUGGACAUAUUGGAGGAGUCUUCUGAGAGGCAGCUGACAUAUGCAGUGCAAAAUGAUCUCAUCGAUACCAAGUAUGACUUUGAUCGCUACAAGGGAGGUGAAGAGAGAGUGGGCUGGCUCAUCAAUAUGCACCCGACGGAAAUUCUUGAUGAGGACAAGCGUUUGGUCAGUGCAGUUGAUUACUAUUUUAUUGAAGAAACAGGUGCUCGAUUCAAAGCUACUCUGCCAUAUCGCCCUUACUUUUAUAUAUUACCCAAAGAAGGAUCCACCCAAGAAGUGACUGCCUUUCUUAGCAAGCGCUUUGCUGGAAUAAUCACUUCUAUUGACCCUGUUGCAAAGGAAGACUUAGAUCUGCCCAACCAUUUGAUAGGACUCCAGCAAACAUACCUGAAGUUGUCAUUCAUGACUGUGAAUGACUUGGUUAAGGUGCGCAAAGAAAUCAUGCCUGCUGUCCGAAAAAAUCGGGAACAGGAGAAGGCUUUAAAUCCCUAUGAAGCAGUGACUGGUGACCGUAGGGCUAGGAACAAUCCUGUAAACAAGGCAUCUGACCAUAGGGAGAACAUUAUUGACAUCAGGGAAUGUGAUGUCCCAUAUCAUGUACGGGUUUCCAUCGACCUGAAAAUCUUUGUUGGCCUCUGGUACUCUGUGCGCAUCAUCAGGAAUAAGAUUCCAGAGAUCAAGAGAGUAGAUCUGGUUGAACCUCCAGAUUGCAUUGUCCUUGCCUAUGACAUUGAAACUACUAAACUUCCACUGAAGUUCCCUGAUGCAAAUACUGAUCAAGUGAUGAUGAUAUCAUAUAUGAUUGAUGGCCAGGGAUAUCUGAUCACAAACCGAGAAGUUGUAGCUGAUGAUAUUGAAGACUUUGAGUUCACCCCAAAACCAGAAUUUGAGGGGCACUUCACUAUUUUCAAUGAACCUGAUGAAAUGUCACUCUUACAGAGGUUCUUUGAUCAUAUUUUGGAUGUUAAGCCCCACAUUUUUGUCACCUACAAUGGUGAUUUCUUUGAUUGGCCUUUUGUUGAGGCACGAGCAGCUUUCCAUGGGUUAGAUCUUUUUCGAGAGAUUGGGUUCUCCAAAAACAGAGACGGAGUCUACAGUAGCCGCCCAGCAUCACACAUGGACUGCUUCUGCUGGGUGAAACGGGAUUCUUAUCUACCAGCUGGCUCCCAUGGUCUUAAGGCUGUUGCUAAGGCCAAGUAUGACCCAGUGGAAUUGGAUCCAGAAGACAUGGUUCCACUUGCAGCUUCUGAUCCUCAGCGAUUGGCUUCAUAUGCUGUCUCUGAUGCACUUGCGACCUAUAGCCUCUACAUGAAAUAUGUCCAUCCUUUCAUAUUUGCUCUUUGCACCAUCAUUCCAAUGGAACCUGAUGAAGUCUUACGGAAGGGGUCAGGAACUUUGUGUGAAGCUCUCCUCAUGGUUCAAGCAUUUGCUGCUAAUAUAAUCUUUCCAAAUAAGCAAGAAUCAAUUCUAAAUAAAUUGACACCUGAUGGGCAUGUCCUGGAUCAAGAGACAUAUGUUGGAGGUCAUGUUGAGGCACUGGAGUCUGGCAUAUUUCGUGCUGACCUUCCUUGCAGGUUUCGAAUGGUGCCUGAGGCAUUUCAGACGUUGGCAGAUAAAGCAUGGCACACAAUGGCGCAUGCUAUUACUGAGGAAGAAGGUAUUCCCCUUGAUGAUGUUGAGAAUCUUAAUGAGGUUGUAGAAGAUAUUGUGAAGAAGCUUCACGAUCUCAGGGACACAUCUUCUCGAGUGGAAAAUCCUAUAAUUUACCACUUGGAUGUUGGGGCCAUGUACCCAAACAUCAUUUUGACAAACAGACUGCAGCCCUCUGCAAUUGUAGAUGAGGCAAUAUGUGCCGCAUGCAACUUCAAUCGUCCUGGUGCUCGUUGUCAGCGAACUUUACCAUGGAGCUGGCGUGGAGAAAUCAUGCCAGCUAGCCGCAGUGAACUUCAGAGAAUACGUCAGCAGUUGGAAUGUGAAAGGUUCCCCCCAUUGGAGCCAGGUGGUCAGCCUCGCCCCUUUCAUAACCUGAGCAAAGAGGAACAAGCUCAGAUUGAGAAGAAGCGGCUGGCUGAAUAUUGUCGUCGUGUAUAUCGCAAGGCCCAUGUUACCAGGACAGAGACCAGGCACACCACCAUCUGUCAGCAAGAAAACAGCUUUUAUGUGGAUACUGUGCGAGCUUUCAGGGAUCGGAGAUACCAUUAUAAAGGACUCCAUAAGGAUGCCAAGAAGCAGGUGACAGAGGCCUUGGAAAAGGGUGAUUCAGCAGCUAUUAAAUCUGCUAAGAGUCGUGAAGUCCUAUAUGACUCUCUUCAGUUGGCCCACAAAUGCAUUCUAAACUCAUUCUAUGGUUAUGUCAUGCGAAAGGGUGCUCGAUGGUACAGCAUGGAGAUGGCAGGGAUUGUUUGCUACACUGGAGCUAGCAUCAUCACUAGAGCUCGAGAGAUCAUUGAGCAAAUUGGUCGUCCCUUGGAACUGGAUACAGAUGGGAUUUGGUGUGUCCUUCCUGCAUCCUUCCCAGAGAAUUACACUAUCCAUACACGCAAUGUAAAGAAGCCCAAGGUCACAAUCUCUUAUCCAGGUGCCAUGCUCAACAUAAUGGUGAAGGAACACUACACAAAUGACCAAUAUCAUGAACUGACAGACCCUUCCACACACAAAUAUUCAAUUCGCAGUGAAAACUCCAUCUUCUUUGAAGUAGAUGGUCCUUAUCUUGCUAUGGUUCUACCAGCUGCCAAAGAAGAAGGAAAAAAGUUGAAAAAGCGUUAUGCUGUCUUCAACUUUGAUGGCUCCAUGGCAGAACUGAAGGGGUUUGAGGUGAAGAGGCGAGGAGAGUUGCAGCUAAUCAAGAUUUUCCAGUCCUCUGUAUUUGAUUCUUUUCUCCAUGGGGUUACUCUGAGUGAAUGCUAUCAGGCUGUUGCCAAGGUGGCAGACUACUGGUUGGAUGCUGCCAACAUGCCUGACUCUGAGUUGGCAAUUCCUUUGACCAUCUUCCAAGCUGAGCCCAGUGUGAAAAGGCAUUUCCUCCGCAAGUGGCUUCAUGAUUACUCACUAAUGGAUCCAGAUAUCCGUGAGAUCUUGGAUUGGGAUUAUUACAUUGAACGACUUGGAGGCACCAUUCAGAAGAUUAUUACAAUUCCUGCUGCACUCCAGGGGGUGAGCAAUCCUGUGCCACGAGUGGCUCACCCAGAUUGGCUUCACAAACGUCUUCUUGAGAAGAAUGAUUCCUUAAAACAGCGACGAAUCAAUGAGAUGUUUCUGUCUAUGCCGAAGCCUAUUAGAGGAGGGCCAGAUGAUGAAUUGCAAUCUCAACAAAAAGAGACUGCUGAAAUCUCAGAAUCUCCUCAGGUGAAUGACAUGGAAGACUUUGGGAAGAAACGCAUGAAUGGAGAAAAUGAUGUUCGACCCAUAAUCCCUGUGAGACGAAAGGCUUCUGAAAAAGUAGACCAACAAUCACUACCUGCUCGCAACUGGAGGGAUGCUCUGGGCCUGCCUCCACGAAUGGGGAAAAGCAGG